Messenger RNA from Chanos chanos (milkfish), 3115 nucleotides. RefSeq names its product PHD finger protein 12a (gene phf12a). Gene Ontology annotation, biological process: negative regulation of transcription by RNA polymerase II. Gene Ontology annotation, molecular function: transcription corepressor activity; protein binding. Gene Ontology annotation, cellular component: Sin3-type complex; nucleus. NCBI's taxonomy places the organism in Eukaryota, Metazoa, Chordata, Actinopteri, Gonorynchiformes, Chanidae. The record is from RefSeq and is a predicted model, not a curated record. The transcript has 15 exons. The coding region runs from base 1 to 2964 and encodes 987 amino acids.
AUGUGGGAUAAAAUGGAGACCCCAACGAUUGUGUACGAUCUGGAUACCUCCGGUGGUCUAAUGGAGCAAAUCCAGACAUUGCUUGCACCACCGAAGUCAGAAGACGGCGAGAAACGAAGUCGCAAACUUGACAGGAGCACUAGGAGAACUGGCCGAGCCACGAACCACGACACCUGCGACAGUUGCCGAGAAGGAGGGGACCUCCUGUGUUGUGAUCAUUGCCCCGCUGCCUUUCACCUACAAUGCUGUAAUCCACCUCUGAGUAGGGAGAUGCUGCCCCCUGGUGACUGGAUGUGUCAUCGCUGCACUGUCCGUAAAAAGAAACGUGAGCAGAAGAAGGAACAGAUCAAUGGACUUCUGGAGAAGCAAAUGGCUAAACAGUCGCCCUCCCCUGCGGCCGAGCUGGAGCUGGGGACCCUGCGGUUGGACCCCGCCGUCGGAGUGGGAGCACCGGGGCUGCGGGCGGCCGUGGCCCAGGUCCGACUCCUGGAGAGGAGGCCCAGCAGUCGGCCGGCGACCCCCACCUCCAACGCCUCGUCCACGGACACGCCCACGCCCUCGGAGCAGAACGACAUGGAGGAGGACCUGCUGGACGUGGAGGACGAAGCUCAAGGCUCGGAGCCGGAGAGUUCUGGCGCCCAGACGACCCUGAAGAGACCUUUUGACCUCCUGAUCGCCGCCGCCAUGCAGAGAAAUCCCACGCAGUUCCAGCUGCCAACUGACCUCACCUGCACAACCGCACUUCCAGGGACGAGUAAAAAGAGGAGGAGAGAGGAGAUGACUGGGAAGAACGUAAAGCGUCCGCAGCAUGAGCUGGAUCACAAUGGGCUGGUCCCACUGCCAGUCAAAGUCUGCUACACCUGCAGCAGGAGCUGCAGACUGGCGCCGCUGAUCCAAUGUGAUUACUGCCCCCUCCUGUUCCACAUGGACUGUCUGGACCCCCCCCUCACGGCCAUGCCCGCCGGGCGCUGGAUGUGCCCUAACCACAUUGAACAUCUGGUGCUAAACCAGAGAAGCCUGACCCUGAGUAACCGCUGUCAGCUCUUCGACCAGUUCCAGAACCGCGUGUCCCAGCAUGCCGUCAAAGUGGACUUCCUGCAGCGUAUCCACCGCCAAAACCCACCCACACGACGGACGGCCCACCCACCCAGCAAGAAGACCCUUAAGGUCCCACACGCCAUUAAGGCCCAGUACCAGAAUCCUCCUUCCAUGUUACCUCCCGCUGGGAUUCGCAACGGGGAGCUGAUCUGCACCAGCGUUCCAGACGCUUCCCAGCACCAACCCUCACUCAACCAGCACUUAACCAGUGACACUGAGCAGGAGCAGUGGCUCAGAGACGUCAUCUCGCUCCAGUGUAGCAUCAUGCGGCAUCUGUCUGGCCGGCAGAAGCCCUCCCCUCGCUGGCACUCAGACCAGAUGGAGAAGGCUGAACUCACAGACUCUGUCCCCGUCGACUCUGUCCCCGUCUCCUCCAAACCCUGCAGUUCGCCCGCCGGCCCCCAGGGGGCAGCCAUCCUCAACUCAGUGGAGAUCAGAGAAGGGGGGCAGGGGUCGUGCAGUUCGUGCUCUGAGAGGCCGUGUCAGAACUGUGGGACCACUAAUGGUCCUGUGGAAAGACUGGCCCAGCCAAACGGGAAACAGGAGGCCAGAAUCACACAGGAUGACCCCCAGCGUAGGCUGACAGACAACCCUCUGGGUCCUGAAGCACCACACCCUGACACCCCUCCCCCCACGGCUCCCGAUUUGUUGAAUCACGCCAGCCCUGUGGCCACAGUGAAAACAGAGGACUCCACGUUAAAGAUCUGUGCGGGACUAGAAACUCCGCCCUCUGCUGGCUUCAGAUCAGAACUUAGCCCCUCCUCUCACAUCGUAAGGAGUCCAGCAGAAGGCAGGCCCGCCCCCUCGCUAGCCAAGUGCAUCGCAUCCUCUCCUACCGCCGGCACACGAGCCGUCACACCACCCAGGGACAUGGGGACAGGCUUCCAAGACUCUCCAGCACCCCCGUCUGAUGGGAAAGUCAGUCUGGAUGCUGUGACACCUGGCGGUGGUGCUCUCUUUCCCGCCUCCGACUUCACCGACCUGGGAGAGCUCAGCAGCUGCCUGAAGGAUCUGAUGAAAGAAGAUGGAGAAAUUGAGCUGAGUGCGUUAGACGAGAGGUUCGUGAAACUCCUGGCAUGGCAGCGGAUCCAGCAGCUCUUUGACCCCAAAGCACUUCCCCCCCAGACAGGCUGUGUGUCCCCCGCCGCCCUCAGACACGCAGCACAAAACAAGGAUGUGCAGGCCAGGGCGUCGUUUUACCCGCUGUCGGGAAAGGGCGAUGCCGUCAGCAUGUGCUACAGAACCCUGUACAUUGGAACUGGUGCUGAUAUGGACGUGUGCCUUACAAACUACGGCCAUUGUAAUUAUGUGUCGGGAAAGCACGCCUGCAUAUUCUACGACGAGAACACCAAACAGUACGAGCUGUUAAACUACAGCGAACACGGCACGACGGUGGACAACGUGCUCUACUCCUGUGACUUCUCAGAGAAGAGCAGCCCCAGCCCCUCCAGCAGCCUGGUCUCCAAGGUCCAGAGCAUCAUCCGACGUUGUAAGAAGAGAAAACAGGAGGAGGGGGAGGAGGAGGCCACGGACGCCGGCGCGGGGUCGGAGGGCGCCGUGAUGAGCAGUCGGCCACAGGAAGUACUCCUCACGCCCUGCAACUGCAAAGCCAGCGGCUCGAGCCUGAUUGGGGGCAGCGGGGCGGGCUGGGAAGGCACGGCCCUGCUCCACCACGGCAGCUGCGUCAAACUGGGCUGCCUCCAGUUCGUCUUCAGCGUCACAGAGUUCGCCAGCAAGCAGCCCAAGGAAGAGACCUGCGCCAUCAGCUGUAGCCCUGACUCUGGUCAGCAAGGGCCACACCCACCACACAAGACCAGCCCCCAGCUCCACCACCUCCCACUGCUACACCACAACCCUGUCCCAUAGCUGCCAACAGCUCUCUGUUCCCACGGCAACACCACCAGCCUCAGUAGCUGAUAUGUAUAAUGUAUAAGCUCUUGUUUCGGUUAUUUAAUUGUUGAUACAUUUGCAUGAAGUGAAGUACUUUACUGGCUCAGAUUCUUGUGGGCAAAGUUGC